AUGCUAUACGCUUUCGCUUUUCUGAUCCUGAUAAUCGUGAUCAUCUUGAUCUGGCUUGUCCGAGUUAUCGCUGCUAGCAAUCAACGACGAAAGGCUCGGAAAGACCCAUCCGCGCUUCCUUCUCAGAUACAGGACUUAAACCAUCGACCGACCUUAUCGGAAACCGCUCAGGAUGUGGCCGAUCGAAUGAGAACACAUCAUCGCCCUAGAGGAUCUGAUUCAUUCACACCAUAUCAAUCGAGAUAUUCGUAUGAGAGAUCGGACAGGGGAGCAGUGAAUAGAGUUAUGGGUGACAAUGCUAGUGUGACGAGUUUACCUGCUUAUGGUGCUGCGUCCCUACCGGUCCCACCAGCAGCGACUUACGAUCCAUCUCGAGCUCGAUCUGGUCCUUCACCGGUCGUUUUACUCACGUAUCCCGAUGCGCCUCCACCAAAGUAUACAGCAAGUACCACACAGCCUAGCGUGGUAGUAUGA
Molecule: messenger RNA, 474 nt
Organism: Kwoniella botswanensis
Lineage: Eukaryota; Fungi; Basidiomycota; Tremellomycetes; Tremellales; Cryptococcaceae
Exons: 4
Coding region: 1-474 (157 amino acids)
Source: RefSeq, a predicted model, not a curated record